Molecule: messenger RNA, 1019 nt
Organism: Xiphophorus maculatus (southern platyfish)
Lineage: Eukaryota; Metazoa; Chordata; Actinopteri; Cyprinodontiformes; Poeciliidae
Gene: ntpcr
Product: nucleoside-triphosphatase, cancer-related
Exons: 5
Coding region: 55-651 (198 amino acids)
Molecular function (GO): ATP hydrolysis activity
Source: RefSeq, a predicted model, not a curated record
UGUGUACGGAAGCGCGUCUGUAGCAGCUGCACUGUGCAUGGUGAAACCUCUACUAUGUUCAAACACGUUUUUCUGACCGGACCUCCAGGUGUGGGAAAAACCACUCUGGUCCAAAAAGCCUGUGAAGCUUUAGUGUCAUCCGGAGUGGGACUGGAAGGAUUUUACACAGAAGAGGUCAGGGAGGGAGGCAGAAGGGUCGGCUUUGAUGUCGUCACACUUGCAGGAGAGAGGGGCCACCUGUCCAGAAUCAGAGAAGGAGCCGGCACAUCUCACGGCAGACGGGAGUACACUGUGGGACAGUAUGUGGUUGAUUUGCCUUCAUUUGAAAGCCUGGCCCUUCCCCUCUUCAGACAUGCGGGGGCAGCAGACGGGGACAGCAGGAAGGUGUUCAUCAUCGACGAGAUCGGCAAAAUGGAGCUUUUUAGUCAGGCCUUCAUCAGAGCGGUGAGGCAGACUUUAGACGGUUCAUCUUGCACAAUCCUGGGGACCAUCCCUGUCCCCAAAGGUAAACCACUCGGUCUGGUGGAGGAGGUCCGGAGCAGGAGGGAUGUCAAGGUCUUCACUGUGUCAAAGGAGAACAGAAACGCUCUUCUGCAGGAUAUUGUAUCAACCCUACAAGAGUGUUUAAAACACAGAAGCCAGAACCAGUGAAAGGACAUCUUCCUGCAGUUUGUGCUGACGUCAAUGUUCUCAUGUGUCUGUGCAUAUAUGCUUCACACAAGCCGGCUGUUAAGUAAGUCUGUUCAUGGUUAACAAUGGUGUUGUGACCUACUGUACUCUGCAGCAAGAUGAGAGGGUGGAAGAGUUGUUGUGCCACAUGCAUGUGUUUAAUGUAAAUAAUCAUUUGUUUUGUUUCUCUUAACAAAAUGGAUUACAUGCUUAAUAAUUGACUGUGAGAUGGAACACAACUGGGAAUAUAUUCAGUUAGUUUUCUGUUUGUUGCUUAUUCAGUUUUUUAUUCUCAAGUUUUCCAUGAUCACAGCCGAUGUUUUCUUUCAAUAAAGGAGCACACAAAGCGA